Molecule: messenger RNA, 714 nt
Organism: Lagenorhynchus albirostris (white-beaked dolphin)
Lineage: Eukaryota; Metazoa; Chordata; Mammalia; Artiodactyla; Delphinidae
Product: histone RNA hairpin-binding protein-like
Exons: 7
Coding region: 1-714 (237 amino acids)
Biological process (GO): mRNA transport; mRNA 3'-end processing by stem-loop binding and cleavage
Cellular component (GO): cytoplasm; histone pre-mRNA 3'end processing complex
Molecular function (GO): mRNA binding; histone pre-mRNA stem-loop binding
Source: RefSeq, a predicted model, not a curated record
AUGGAACAUUUGCCGCCCGUGUGGCAGAUGUUGCGGCAAGACAGAAUCUCUUUCCCCAGAAAGGAGGUGCGUGAAGAGUCUUUAUCCUCUAGGAUAGAGAUGGUGAGUGUGGGAGUCAGUACAGAGCCCUGCCAUGCCAGGUGGGAGGUAGAGACAGAUGCAAUUGUCCUACAGCGGCGGCAAAAGCAGAUAGAUUAUGGCAAGCGCACACCUGGUUACCAGUGCUUUCUGCAGCAGGUCCCCAAGGCACAGCGACAGCCAGGACUUCACCCUCAAACACCAAACAAGAACAGGAGGUACAGCCGUCGCUCCUGGGAUGCCCAGAUCAGGCAGUGGAGAAGAGCCCUACAUUCCUGGGACCCCCCCAGCCAGCCUCUGCAGGCUGAGGGGUGGGGAAUGGACAAUCUCUUAGAGCCAAUGGAUUCUACCCCUUUGGAUGACUGGCUCCAGACCCUGGAACCCUCAGAGAAUCUGGAUGGAGAACAGAAGGGAGCCCAGUUUGCAGGUUUGGUGGCUCCUGUCUCCUCCGUUCCCUGGCUCUGUGAGGAAGAUCCCCACCACUGGCUCUACCUUCUAGCUGAUCACAAUUACUUAUCUGUCCCAGACUUGAGGGCCCGUUGGUUCGGGCCGGCGCCUUUUAAGGGCACCGUGGGGCGAACGGAGCGCUCAGAGCUGCUCCGGCCGCGGCCCUGGGAGCAGGAGGAGCCGCGGUAG